This is a messenger RNA of Myripristis murdjan (pinecone soldierfish), 1896 nucleotides long. RefSeq lists its product as uncharacterized. Bases 154 to 1185 code for a protein of 343 amino acids. Lineage: Eukaryota; Metazoa; Chordata; Actinopteri; Holocentriformes; Holocentridae. The record is from RefSeq and is a predicted model, not a curated record. The transcript is spliced from 8 exons. Gene Ontology annotation, molecular function: oxidoreductase activity.
CUGACGUCACAUGCGUGGCUCUUGUAACGCGCUUAUGCAAAAUGUUUUGUAACUAUGAGAUUACAGUGAGGGGUUUUACUUACAAGUGUCAUUUGGCGCAGCCGUCGUAGGAAUCCGCGCGUAAGAAUCUAAUCACUGCUCUGUGGCUGCAGGAUGGCCUCGGUGCCCAGAGUCACGCUGUCCGGAGGUUUGGAGAUCUGCCGGGUCCUGAACGGGAUGUGGCAGGUGUCCGGGGCCCACGGGCUGGUGAAUGAAGCCCGAGCAGUUGAGGCCAUGCAGGCCUACGUGGACGCAGGCCUGACCACAUUUGACAUGGCAGACAUUUAUGGGCCUGCAGAGGAGAUAUUUGGACAGUUCAACAGCCAGCUGAAGUCCAAAUCAUCUGGCAGUCCCAGCCCAGCUCUGCAGGGUUUGACCAAGUGGGUGCCGAGACCAGGACCGAUGGAUCGUAAGAAGGUGGAGAAGGCUCUGCUGCGCUCCAUGUCCCGUAUGCAGGUGGACACUCUGGACUGUGUUCAGUUCCACUGGUGGGUCUAUGACGACAAGAGGUACCUGGACGCACUGGGACACCUGUCCGACCUGCAGCAGGAGGGGCUCAUACGAGAGCUGUCUCUCACCAACUUUGACACUCAGAGGCUGGAGGAGAUCACCAGCAGGGGCAUCCGCAUCUCCAGCAACCAGGUUCAGUACUCUCUGAUUGACCAGCGUCCAGCAGCGAGGAUGCAGGAGUUCUGCCUGGCUAACGACAUUCAGCUCCUCACUUACGGCACUUUAGCUGGAGGUCUGCUGUCGGAGCGUUAUCUGGGGAAGGCGGAGCCUAAAUCCCGGGCGGAGCUCUACACCGCCUCCCUCUCCAAGUACAAGAACAUGAUCGACGCUUGGGGCGGCUGGAGCCUCUUCCAGGACCUCCUUGUCACCUUGGAGACUGUUGCCAAGAGACACGGCUGCUCAGUGGCCAGCGUGGCGACGCGCUACAUCCUGGACCGCCCCGCAGUGGGCGGGGUCAUUGUGGGCUGCGGCCUCGGCGUCGCAGGGGCGGGGCAACACAUCAGCGACAGCCUGCGCAGCUGCAGCCCCGAGCUGAGGCUGACGGCGGAGGACCACGCCGCCAUCGAAGCGGUGACACGGCGCUCCAGGGACCUCAUGGCGCACAUCGGCGACUGCGGGGACGAGUACAGGAACUAAAGAGGGGGAGGAGGAGGGGGGGCAGAUGAAGAGGGGAAGGAGAAGGAAGUGCUGAGCGGCAUGGCUGUCGUGGAAAAAACACCCUUAUUGUCUUGGGCCAAAAGGGUACAAAUGGUGUUGAAGAUAUCAUUUGUUCGAAAUCGUUGCCACUUUCUAUAUUCGUUAAAACGCUCUGCUGUGGCUGUUCUGCUUUUCAUAAUCUAGAGACGAAAUAACUGAGGCAAACAAACAAGACAAACGAGAACCCAGAUUGCCUCCAGUGAGCUUUUUAAUUUACCUUUACAAUGUGUGGAGAUCACCUGCUACACAUAAGGUGUAAAUAUUUCACUGACUCGCUGCAGUCAAACAGGCGAAUCAGGUUCCUCCUAUAGCUUACACCGCUUCAGGGCUUCUUAACGUGUGGGAGAAGAGUUUUACUCAGACAAGUGAGCGCACAACCUUCAGUUUAAGCUGUCAAUUAUUUUGGAAAGAGAGGAAUCAGAAACAUUUAUACAACUUUGUGAAUCAAGGACUGCACCUCAGUUUACACGACUGUGACCCACUUAUAUUGAAACUCAGCGUCUGAAGCUGUGGAUUCCAAACCUUUUUUUUCUCUUUUCUAAGUGAAAACACACGUUCUGUAAGUUAAAUGAACAUUUUCUAUACAAAGAAAAUGAGUCAAAACUCUGAAUGAAUGUAUUGUUAAGGCGAAUAAUAAAACUUUGCAUUUUU